Messenger RNA from Lepus europaeus (European hare), 3558 nucleotides. RefSeq names its product XPC complex subunit, DNA damage recognition and repair factor (gene XPC). Gene Ontology annotation, cellular component: nucleotide-excision repair factor 2 complex; cytoplasm; nucleus. Gene Ontology annotation, biological process: nucleotide-excision repair; mismatch repair. The transcript is spliced from 16 exons. Gene Ontology annotation, molecular function: single-stranded DNA binding; damaged DNA binding. NCBI's taxonomy places the organism in Eukaryota, Metazoa, Chordata, Mammalia, Lagomorpha, Leporidae. The record is from RefSeq and is a predicted model, not a curated record. Bases 48 to 2876 code for a protein of 942 amino acids.
CCCGCGGCUUGGUGCGUCACGCGCGGAGCGAGUCUUGCCCGGGCAAGAUGGUUCGCAAACGCGCCGCGGGUGGGGAGCCUCAGGGACGCAAGGCGCCUCAGGGACGCGAGGCGCGCGGCCAAAAGGCCAAGGGCAAGAGCACGGCCAGGCGUGGGAAGCCGGAGGGUGUCUCUGAAGAUGAGGAAGCAAAACCCCCAAAGAAGAGUCUUCCCUCGAGAGUCUCACAAGGAAAGAGGAAGAGAGGCUGCAGGGGAGCUGCAGAUACAGCCGACGGGCCAGCCAAGAAGAAGGCGGCCACGGCAGCUGUUAGAUCUGAAAACCUCACGGCUGUUAAGGAGGAGGCCCUGAGCGAUGACGAUUUCAGGGACUGUCCGAGUGACCUCCGGAAGGCACAACCUCUGGAGAGACGGGCUCCUGCUGGCAAAGGCGGUGACCAAGGAGAAGAGGAAGAAAGUGAAGACGAUUGGGAAGAGGUGGAAGAACUGACCGAGCCUGUGCUGGGCGAUGUGGCAGAGCCAGCAGCUUCCUCUCAGUCCGCCGUGCCCGUGGAUGCGGUGGAGAUAGAGAUCGAAACGCCAGAGCAGGCGAAAAUGAGAGAAAAAAGAGAGAAGAUAAAAAUGGAGUUCGAGACGUAUAUCCGGAGGGCGAUGAAACGUUUUCACAAGGAAGUUCACGAGAACACACACAAGGUUCACCUUCUGUGCCUGCUGGCCAACGGCUUCUACCGCAACAGCGUCUGCAGCCAGCCAGACCUGCAUGCCAUUGGCCUUUCCAUCAUCCCUAUUCGCUUUACCAAAGUGCCUCCUGGGGACGUGGACGUGAGCUACCUCUCCAGCCUGGUGAAGUGGUUCAUCGGAACGUUCACAGUUAACGCAGAGCUUUCAGCCAGUGAGCAAGACAACCUGCAGACUACGCUGGAAAGGAGAUUCGCCAUCUACUCUGCACGAGACGACAAGGAGCUGGUCCAUAUAUUUUUGCUGAUUCUCCGGGCCCUGCAGCUCCUGACACGACUGGUGCUGUCUCUCCAGCCAGUUCCUCUGAAGCUGUCAAUGGCAAAGGGAAGCAGAUCUUCCAAGGAGAGACCCACAGAGGAUCCUGGGGGCUCCUCAGAAACUUCCAGCCAGAUUGCAGAAAACCAUCCCAAACCAAAGACGAGCAAAGCAGCCAAAGGAGAGGAGACUUUUCUGAAGGGCACUGGCAGACCGGGUGCCCGGGGGAGGAAGAGCAAGGCCGCUGCAGGCAGCAGGCAGCGUGCUGAGUCCUCCUCCAGCGAGGAAGAAGGCGACCGCAAGGGGAAGCAGAAGCAGGAAACCCCGAGACGAGCGCGCGGCCGGCAGCGGCGGGUGGCCUCCAGGGUGUCCUACAAAGAGGAGAGUGGGAGCGACGGGGCCGACAGUAGCUCUGACUUUGAGCCCUCCAGUGGGGAUGACGAUUCCGAGCCUGGCCCCCCAAGGCAGAGGAAGACCCCAGCUCCUCAGAGGACAAAGGCCGGGUCCAAGCAUGGCCCCAGGACCCCAAGUGGCGGCCACAGCAAGCACUCAGGCAUCCCAGGAGCGUCCUCAAGAUCUGCAGGUGGCAAGGGCAGCAAGAAGUUGUCGCGGGACGGUGAGGAGCAUGAGCGAGGGAGAGCAGCUGGCGUGGACCAGUGGCUGGAGGUGUUCUGUGAGCAGGAGGCCAAGUGGGUGUGUGUGGACUGUGUGCACGGGGUGGUGGGCCAGCCUCUGACCUGCUACAGGUUCGCCACCAAGCCCCUGAGCUAUGUCGUGGGCUUUGACAAUGAGGGCUGGGUGCGGGACGUCACCCAGAGGUAUGACCCGGCCUGGAUGACGUCAACCCGCAAGUGCCGGGUUGAUGCCGAGUGGUGGGCCCAGACCUUGCGACCGUACCAGAGCCCGUUUGUGGAAAGGCAGAAGAAAGAAGACUCGGAGUUUCAGGCAAAGCACCUGGAUCAGCCCUUGCCCACCUCCAUCGGCACGUACAAGAACCACCCUCUGUACGCCCUGAAGCGGCACCUCCUCAAGUACGAGGCCAUCUACCCCGAGACGGCUGCCAUCCUCGGCUAUUGUCGCGGCGAGGCCGUCUACUCCAGGGAUUGUGUGCAUACUCUGCAUUCCAGGGACACGUGGCUGAAGCAGGCUCGAGUGGUGAGGCUUGGAGAAGUGCCCUACAAGAUGGUGAAAGGCUUUUCCAACCGUGCCCGGAAAGCCCGGCUCACCGAGCCCCAGCUGCACGACCAUAAUGACCUGGGCCUGUUCGGCCACUGGCAGACAGAGGAGUAUCAGCCUCCGGUGGCCGUGGACGGGAAGGUGCCCCGGAAUGAGUUUGGGAACGUGUACCUCUUCCUGCCCAGCAUGAUGCCCAUUGGCUGUGUCCAGCUGAACCUGCCCAAUCUACAGCGCGUGGCCCGGAAGCUGGACAUCGACUGUGUCCAGGCCGUCACUGGCUUCGACUUCCACGGAGGCUACUGUCAUCCCGUCACUGAAGGGUAUGUCGUGUGUGAGGAGUUCAAGGACGUGCUCCUGGCUGCCUGGGAGAAUGAGCAGGCACUCAUUGAGAAGAAGGAAAAGGAGAAAAAGGAGAAGCGGGCUCUCGGGAACUGGAAGCUGCUGGCCAAAGGACUGCUCAUCAGGGAGCGGCUGAGGCUUCGCUAUGGGGCCAAGAGCGAGGCGGGAGCCCCCCGCUCGGAUGCCAGAGGUGGCCUUUCUUCUGAUGAAGAGGAGGGGACCAGCUCUCAAGCAGAAGCGGCCAGGAUCCUGGCUGCCUCCUGGCCUCAGAACAGAGCAGCUGAAGAAGAGCAGAAGCCCCAGUGCGCCAAGAAGAGCAAGAGGGGAAAGAAGGCCGAGGCUUCCCACCUGUUUCCAUUUGAGAAGCUGUGACCUGCGGCCCCCGCCAGCCCUGCUCCUGCCCCGGGGGUGGCCAGGCCUCUUUGAGAAGCCGUGACCUGCGGGCCCCCGCCAGCCCUGCUCCUGCCCCGGGGGUGGCCAGGCCUUGGUGGAGGUGUCUUCUCUGCUGAGAGGGCAAACAGAAGCUGCGGGCACUGCAGACUGGGCCCAGGGGCCGGCACAGGAGCCAGAGCGGAGGCUGUGCUGCAAGUUUGGUGGGCCCCAGCCCUUGUCACAUCCACUCCCCCCGGGGGGGCACUUCCUGCUCUGACCUUGUUCUUCCCCUCUUUGCCUGUGCGGUUGGCUUUUUGAUAGAAACUACUGGAAGUUUCUGGAGGGUGGCAGCCAUCUACCGGACAGUCCACCCUCUUGCUGCAGGCCCUCUGCAUCACCACUGAGCCAGCUUUGCUGACAGCACCUCCUAAGGGAGGAGAGCAGGUCGCCCACGUGGCCUCGGCACCCUCGGGAUCUGUCUCUGAAGUCACAGUGCGGGAGCUGAACUCAGGCAUGGAAAGGAACCCCCCCGAGAAUUAGGGAACUGUCACUAGAGGUGGGUCAGUGUGAAACUGGAUUUCAUUCAUCCCUGGAUAAACUUAGAGUGUCACACGCCGUAGACUCUCAGGAAGGAGAACUUUUAUAACAAUUUGAGGAAGGAAAUAAAGCAUUUAUAUACGAA